GCCUCGGUCACUUCCUUCCUCAGUCUCUUCCUCCUCGGUGUGUUGAAGAAGGUAACCCGGUCCGGACCGACGCUGCACCAGCUUUUCCUCGGAAAAGAAAAAGAGGUGGAUAGGCAGCAAUGAAUGUGGAUCACGAAAUUAACCUCUUAGUGGAGGAAAUUCAUCGUCUGGGUUCAAAAAAUGCUGAUGGGAAGUUAAGUGUAAAAUUUGGGGUCCUCUUCCGAGACGACAAAUGUGCCAACCUCUUUGAAGCAUUGGUGGGAACUCUCAAAGCUGCAAAACGAAGAAAGAUUGUUACAUACCCAGGAGAGCUACUUUUGCAAGGUGUUCAUGAUGAUGUGGACAUUAUAUUGCUGCAGGAUUAAUGUGGUUUGCGUAUCUUUGUUUAUUGUUAUUUUUUGUUUCUGGUAAACUGGAAUAUUAAGUCAAGGGACAAACAUGAGCAUACUUAAUGUAUUUUUAUAGAACUUUGUAAACAAAAGGAGACUCUUAUUUUAAAAGUCUGUCUUUUUUUUAUACCUUGAAAGAAAAUUUAUGUAUUACACUGUCAGAUAAACAAAACCUAUUUUUUUCUUCAGGAAUCUGAUUAGAAAAAUGUAGGCAUUGAAGCUUUUUAGGUAGGGGUGAAAGGGUGUUUCAUAAAUCAUUCUUAGACAAUUUCUGCAGAUAUUUGACAUUCCAUAAAAGCAAGAGGCAAAACUGAAGACCAGCUCCCACAAGGAAUAUUGUAAUGUUUAUGUAAUAAAAACAUGGAACUAUGUUAAAA
Molecule: messenger RNA, 766 nt
Organism: Odobenus rosmarus divergens (Pacific walrus)
Lineage: Eukaryota; Metazoa; Chordata; Mammalia; Carnivora; Odobenidae
Gene: ABRACL
Product: ABRA C-terminal like
Exons: 3
Coding region: 120-365 (81 amino acids)
Biological process (GO): regulation of actin filament-based process
Source: RefSeq, a predicted model, not a curated record